This is a messenger RNA of Halichondria panicea, 1625 nucleotides long. RefSeq lists its product as uncharacterized. Bases 118 to 1536 code for a protein of 472 amino acids. NCBI's taxonomy places the organism in Eukaryota, Metazoa, Porifera, Demospongiae, Suberitida, Halichondriidae. The record is from RefSeq and is a predicted model, not a curated record. Gene Ontology annotation, molecular function: NAD+ poly-ADP-ribosyltransferase activity. The transcript is spliced from 5 exons.
CUAGACAUUGGAGAUGCAGGAACUCUGAAAACCGCAGUAUCUAUGCCUUAACCUAUUAACUCGAUCGACUCUAGCUAGCUCUACGUCUACUAUACUAUACUAAACAAAGUCUCUAAGAUGAGCUCCAGCACUGAUUCCAGAGAUGUGCAGAGAGGCGGUUGCAAUUGCCCUCAAUGUGACUGUGGCCAGUAUGAUGGAGGAACUGAAGGAAGGAAAUGCAAUCACUGUGGUCACCCUCCUGGAAAGCAUGUGAACAUGAACACAGGCAUUGCUUCUUUGGCACCAACAACUACUUCGUUCUUACCAUCUUAUCCUAUACAAGAUGGUUACAGCCCCCAAUUUACUACCCACUCUGCACCCGAUCAAUCGACUAUGUCGAUGUCACCUCAAGGAGCUGUGCAACCACGACCGAGUCAAUUACGAAGUCCCUUCAAGCGGCCACGACCAACUACUGCUUCCCCACCAGCAUUACGUUCACCUGCACCUCGGCUAGCCCUAGCCCUUCCACUUGACCAGCAGUGUAAGCUCAGUGGAUGCUCAAGGAGGAGAUACACUGAAGGUGGUCGUGUACAUGACUGUUGUGGGAAAACACAUGCGACGGAGUAUGCCAAACAAAAUUGUCAUAUUACAUCCGAGUUGCAAUGCAAGACUCCUGGAUGCUACAAACAGAGGUACCCAAAUCGCCAAGGAGGACAUUUUGAUUACUGUGCCAAAUAUUGUCGUGACAGUGGAGGCAAACCACAAGGGUCAAUGCUUGCUUCAGCUUCAAUGCCGGACAUGGCUCUGACAGGCGGCUAUGGUAUCUGUCAGUUCCCUCAGUGUGGAAGACAAAAGUACUGUGAUCCUGCCAACGGGAGGGUGCAUGACUUCUGUGGGAGAUCCCAUGCUUACCGAGCCAGAGUGGAAGGAAUCACCACUGCUGUGAAUAUCAGAGUAGCCACUGCACAAGAGCUCUCCACAAUUGCAGGGAAGUUCAAGCAGUCAUGGGCUAGUGCAAAAGGGGCUUGUCCAGCAGUUUCAUUUGUCUACAUCAUCAGCAACUCCCAGCUUACACAAAGAUGGACCACAUACAGAAGUGGGUUACAGAAGAAGGACGUUGAAGAGUACUACCAUGGUACUAAACUAACAUGCAACAUUACAGCGACUUCAACUCUGUGUAACGACCAAAAUUGUGGUGCAUGUGGUAUCUCAAACACUGGACUGGAUCGAAGAUACAUUCGAAAGAACAUUAACUACCAGAGAUUUGGUCAUGGCUUUUACCUCGCUCCCAAUUCAUCAAAAUGCCAUGACUACACCCAAGGAUGCUCCUCGUAUAGAGCUAUGCUGUUGUUUGAUGUUUGUCCUGGAAAUAAGUACAACCUCAAGAAAAACAAUGAGAAAUUAACAGGUCCACCUCAAGGAUUCGAUUCUGUUUAUGGACAGACAGGAGGAGGCAACUUGAACUAUGAAGAACUAGUAGUGUACAACGCUGAUGCUGCCCUUCCAAAAUGUAUUAUUGUGUACCAAAAGGACGGUGAAGGAAAAAUAGCAAAAUAGACAUUUUUUAAUUACAGUUACUGUUUUUCUAUACAAAACAUGUGUGAUGUAGACUAUUAUACAUUGUCCAAUUAAGAGUUCAUCUGUGA